Molecule: messenger RNA, 12191 nt
Organism: Lepisosteus oculatus (spotted gar)
Lineage: Eukaryota; Metazoa; Chordata; Actinopteri; Semionotiformes; Lepisosteidae
Source: RefSeq, a predicted model, not a curated record
AACACACCAUCUUAUAGUACUCUGCGGAUACUAAACACCAAACUUGAAAAUACGGAGCUUCCUCCUUCAGAAUUUACCACGGCACUGGGGAGAGAAAGGCAACCAUGAAACGCAAGCUGCUGUUGAAGCAGCUUCUCCUUCCCUUUCUACUUUCACGUCUCACAGUUUCAGAUGCACAGGCCCCCAGCAUCACUAUGGUAACGCCUAAAACAGGGAGUGUGAAUGGGGCAACAAGGCUUACAAUUGCAGGACAAGGAUUUGCCGAUGCGAACCAGUUUAACUUUGGAGCAGGCAACGAUAACCUCGGCAACAGUGUUCAGUUAGUCUCUGAUACCAGGUCCAUUCCUUGCGAUGUGGAAAAGGACUCCAGUCACAAAACCCAGAUCAUUUGUUAUACCAGACCAAUGCCUGAAGAUAAUUAUGUUGUCCAAGUCAGUGUGGAUGGAGUACUAAUUCCUGACAGUAACAUCUGUUAUGGUUCCUUUUAUUCAUACUGGUGCAGUUUUUAUCCCAGGAGCUACAGGACUCCCAUGAUCUCCAGCAUUACACCAUUGACAGGCUUGCCAGGCACGCUGGUCACCAUACGGGGGCUCAUCUUCACUGAUGUCUAUGGGAGCAAUACUGACAAGAGCUCCAAUGGCCUGGAUGCCAGGAUUGUCAGAGUUUAUGUUGGGGGAAUGCCUUGUGAACUUCUCCAGCCUAACUCUGACACUCGAUAUGGCCUUGCCUUAGACUACGAAUAUAGCGUCUGGGGAUCGAUGACUUGCAAAAUUACAGGAACAUACGUGGGGCACCAGAAUGUGAGUUUCAUUGUUGACAGUGAAUAUGGGAGGAGCUUACCCUACUUGUCAAACUACAUCGUUUCAUCUUUAAACCAGCUCUCUAUGUUUCAAAGCUAUGCGGAGGUUGGUGGAGUUUCUCCUUCUGAGGGGAGUCUGCAGGGAGGCACCAUAUUAACCAUAAAUGGGCACUACUUUGAUGAGACUGACCGUCCAGCACAAGUUCUUGUUGGAGGUCAGAAAUGCCCGAUCCUGUCGUUAUCUGAUGGACAAAUCACUUGCCAAAGCCCCGUGUUUACGCCGACGAACAUGACAUUGUUUCCUGGAGGGAGAGGGCUGAAGUUGGAGAUCUGGAACAAUAGUAGACCCAGUACACUGGACGAGGCCCUGAAAUACAAUGAAACCUGGCCAGGCUACUCUGUCAGAUGGGUGGACUCUAUGUCAUACACCUGGCCUGUGGAGUGGGACUAUUUUGUAGCCCGAUUCAGUGGCUUCAUAGUCCCAACAGAGACCGACAAUUACAGGUUCUAUAUUAGAGGAGACGACCGCUACGCACUGUACUUCAGCAAAACUGGAAGCCCCAGAGACAAGGUAAAGAUCGCAUACAGGAAUUAUGUUAGUUGGGACUUUUUCACAGACUACACACAGCGCUCUGACAUUCUUCAUCUGGAGGAAGGCAAAGUGUACUACAUUGAAGUAUGGCUUCAGGAAUACGGAGUGCAAGCCUUCGUAGAUGUUGGCUUCUUCAAAGGAAAGAGCUCCUUCACUAAUCAGCAAACUACCGAAGGCAUCCAAGAAGUCCAAAUCAUCUAUACUCAAUACAACAUUUUACAAGAAAAACAGGUCCUGAGAUUUGAGAACUGGACAAAAGGAAAUCCAGUAAAUGAAGUUCAGAAGGUCACAGUUACAAGUGGGUGCUACAGCUUAGGAAACUGUGACAACACAUACUACAGCCUUAUCUGCAGUUCUCAGGGAACAGCAUUGAUUCCAGUAAGUGCUUCAGCUGAAGAGGUUCAGAGAGCUUUAAAUGCUCUUUGGUCUAUUAAGCCAGAUUUGGUUCAAGUGACCAAGGUGGACAUCAGUCAAGGAUCUGAGUACACAGUGAACUUCAUGUCCCGCAGAGGUGACUUUGAAAGCCUUCAGUAUGUCACUUUUGGAGGUGACGUGAACAUUACUGUCGAGGAAGUCACUAAAGGGAGGCCAAGCCUUGAAACGUUCACAUUAGAGUGGGACACAGCCUUGUCCACACCUGUCGCUUUCAAUGCAUCUGGUGUUGAGGUGCAAAAAGCUAUUGAAGGCUUGGUCAGUGCACAGUGCCCAGAUGAGAUUCUCCGCAGUGAGAGCAAUUUGGUAAAGUACUUCAGGGAUUAUGAAAAUGAUCAGACUGGGUUCACAGGUUAUUCAAGGGGAACACGUGUACCAGACACAGAAGCCUUCUGUGGAAGAUUCUCACUUAUGAAUCCACAAUAUCUGUUCCUGUCAUCAGACUUCCAGGUCUCUGGAAAUACCUACGGAGCGAUUCCACUGCAGCAGUACAGAAUGUUCUGCUUCGCAUAUAAAGGAUAUCUAAUGAAUUACAUUGGGAUUCAGUUUUCCUACCAAAACAAUAUAAAUGUAGUAAUUUCCACUUCAUCCAAUAUUGACACCAUCUUUGUCUCAGGACCUGGCUGGCAGUACACGUGUGUUGAUUUGCUUUCUGCCUUGCAAAGAGCAUUCCCUGGGACUAACUAUAUGCUACAGUCACUGCUACUGUACAAGGCAACACCAAACCAAGAUUUCUAUGUGGAUGUCGUUUACAUUGGAAGAAUGGCCACAACAGUAAACAUUAAUGAUGUUAUUACACUGAGAAGACCCCCAGCCUUGGCAAGCAGAGGUGUUUUUGUACAGGAAAUCAUGGUGAACAAAAUCCAGAAACCAGACGCUUCACAGUGGAGAUAUGAAGUUACAGUGACCCCUUACAGCUGCGGAUAUGACUUUCCUCUCAUGCGUAUUGCAUUUGCACAGGCGGUUUCAAACAGCAGUGACGAAGGAGUCAUGUACGGAGGCCCCAGCUGGACAGAAGGGGUAGGCAUCCAGGUGACAAGAACGCAGAGGGCCAGCCCUCCAGUGUCGGGCACCUUUGAUGUGGAGUUCUCCGGGAAGCAGAUUAAAGGCCUGCCAGUGGACGUGUCAGAGUCGGACCUGCAGUAUGCGUUGCAGGGCAUUCCAGAGAUGGGGCAAAUCCGUGUCAGCCGAUGGGGAGACUGCCGAGGAUAUGGAUGGAGAGUGGUCUGGGUCUCCAACCCCGGUGACCAGCCACUCAUUCAGAUUAACAGCUCAUGUAUCGAUGGGAUAACCUGCAGAAUAAACUCUUACGUUGAACAAGAAGGAGGGACUUUUAAAAGCAGCAUUUUGGGUGAUUUUCUGCAUGUGCCUGAGACCAAGCCACAGGUCCAGGUUUACAUCAAUGGCAUCAUGUCAAAGUGCACUGGCGACUGUGGGUUUCAGUGGACCUCCGCAAAGACUCCCGUUGUUUCAGGGAUCAGCCCAACACAAGGAUCGUAUGCUCAGGGGACAGUCCUGACAAUCACAGGCUCUGGCUUCGCCAGUGAAAACGCUUCUGUUUCAGUAGGCGAUGUUCAGUGCCCCAUCCUGGAGGUCAACAGCACCAGCAUCACCUGUAAAGUUGGAAAUGCAAGUGCUGGCACCUACCAAGUCUAUGUCAGCUUUGUAAAACUGGGUUUCACUCAAAACACUGGAGGUGCUGUGUUUAAUUUCACCGUUAACAUGGGGAUCUUUAACUACUCACCUCUUGCUGGCAGUGUUGCAGGAGGAACUGUGCUCACAGUGUCAGGAUAUGGAUUCAGCAAUGCGACACAGGUUCUGAUUGGCUCCAGCGCUUGUUCUGUCAUAUAUGUGUCCUUGGAUGAAGUGAAGUGUAGAACACCACCUGGAACACCUGGUAACGUCACUGUGCUUUUCAAAACUAAUGAAAUAAAUGCAUCAGCCAGUGAUCCCUUCAACUACGAUGAGUUUCUGACACCUUCAAUUACAGAUUUAAGUUUGCAGACCACCAAUGUAAUGGGAAAUGCAAGUCUUUCCAUUAUGGGGAUCAAUUUCAUGGAUGACGCAAACGGCAGUUCUGUCUUUAUUGGAGAUAAGGAAUGCAAAAUACUUGAAUGGACUUCUGACAACAUCACCUGUUCUCUACCAAGGCAUCCACCUGGGAUAUAUAACAUUUAUGUGCAAGUUGGAAACUGGGGUUAUGCCAGUGUGAGUGAUGGAGUGAAUGCUUCUAUAGAAUACGUCUUGAAGGUCACCGAGGUCUCUCCAUUGCAUGGCUCUCUUUAUGGGGGCACAAAAGUCACAGUGACUGGCUCAGGUUUCAGUCCUGUGACAGAUGACAUCCAGAUCUCUAUGGGAAACAUCACAUGCAAAGUGACUUCUGCAUCGGAGCACCACCUGGAAUGCAUCACCCAAGCAAAUGAAAGUAGCUACACUGUAACCAAUCUUGGUUCCCACCCAGACUAUGGGGUUGGAUAUGCCUGGAGCCCAUCUUCUCUGGAUGUGUAUGUUGGAGACACAGUACAGUGGAGCUGGCGGGCCCCUUCUUUAGUCAAAGGGCUUGGAUACAGAGUAUUCAGUGUCUCCACACCCAGUAGCACGAACUAUGAUGGCACUGGUUUCAUCAGUGGAAACGCAAAAACAGCUUCAGGAUUUUUCAGGUAUCGUUUCACGGUGGCUGGGAUCUACUACUACAGCAGUGGCUUUGUAGAUGACCGAAACAGCAGAUUCAUGCAAGGAGUGGUGACAGUCAAACCUAUUGAAGCCAAAAGUGUCCGCUUUUACCUCUCUGUGGGGGGAAUUGAAGCAAAAUACACACCAGCUGCACAGCGUUCAAGAAGGUCAGUGACGGACUGCAUAACCACGACUCCAAACUGCUCUUAUGACCUUAACCCAGGUGCAUCUGGAGAAGCUUUCUCAUUCCUGCUCUCAGACUGUUAUUCUCCUGCCAUCACUGCUAUCUCACCACCCAGUGGGACCGUCUACACUGUCAUAAGCAUACAAGGACUAGGGUUCAGCAACACCAGUUGUGCGAAUGAGGUGACCAUCGGUGGACAUCCCUGCAGUGUUAUCAAUAGCACAACAACAGAAAUCAUGUGCAGUCUUGACCCAGAGAAUGCCAUGCCUGUAGGUGUGGCACAGCUGGUGUCCGUUAGGGUCAACAAUCUGGGCACCGCCAUCAACUCCGUCGUGAACGAGUUCGGCCGUCGCUUCGUUUUCCUGCCAGUCAUCGACUCCAUCAGCCCGGAGGCUGGAGCCACCACAGGACGAACGAGAGUGACCAUACUAGGAUCGGGCUUCUCGGGCUCAGCCAAUAGCGUCAUGGUGUCUGUAGCCAGCGUGCCCUGCUCAGUGGUGUCGGUGAACUACACGGCCAUCACCUGCGACACCUCUCCCUCUACCGCCCGCACGGGGGCCAUGCAGGUGUCCGUGCUCGGAGUCUCCGCCUCCUGCCAUUCCAGCUGCGCCUUUGAGUACUCCUCUUCCUCCGUGCCCUCCGUUUCCAGCGUCUCACCGGACAGCAUCAACGGCAGCUCAACGACGCUGACGAUCCAAGGAUCGGGCUUCGGGAGCCAGGCCGAGGAUGUGGUGGUGCUCAUCGGGAGCGCCCCGUUUGCGGCGAGUGACGUCGCCGACACGAACAUCACCUGUUCCAUCGGGCGGAACACCAUAGUGAAUAUUCAAGUCCUCUCGGUCAGCUACCCUGCUCUGCGCUUUGUGUACUCCCAGUCAGAUACUCCAAGGAUCACUGCAGUGAGUCCUCAGACAGGUCCCAGCGGAACAGAAAUCACCAUUACAGGGUCAGGAUUCGGCACGGAUCUUCAGCCCAUCUCUGUGACCAUAGACGGUGUACCCUGCAAUGUCUCAGCAGUAACUGAUACCCAGAUUCUGUGCUCUGUGGGAAACCACGCUGGGGGCACUUUUCUAGUUAAUCUCCUCCAUGGCUUAAAGGGCUUUGCUGCUUCACAAGCUUUCUUCACAUAUGAGCUGCUGCUCACUGGAGUGACUCCAAAUGAAGGAAGCUAUGGUGGAGGUUCCAUUCUGACUGUACAAGGUUCCGGAUUUGAUCCAGCGCAUUCGAGAGUGCUGAUCUGCAACAAGGACUGUGAGAUACUGAGGCAGAAUUCAACUUUCAGCAGCCUUUACUGCGAAGUUCCACCCAAUAAUGGAACUGGAGCACAACAGGAUUGCCCUGUAGUGGUUCUCAAUAGCAACAAAGCAGUGAACAUAUCAAAUGGCUUCUCUUACAAAACCUCCCUGACACCUGUAAUUACGGGGGUGUCUCCACGGAGAGGAGGAACUGCAGGAGGCACCAGACUCACCAUCACCGGCUCCAAUUUCAGUUCGAACAGCAGUGACAUUAAAGUCACAAUUGCCCAGUCGCCUUGCGAUGUGCAGUCUGCAAACAGCACGUGCAUCAUCUGUGUCACAAAUUCCCAGCCCAGCUCACAAAUGGCAAAAGUUAAAGUGGGCAUCGGAAAUAAUGGAAUAGCCAAGCUGGACAAUGCAGAUUUCUUUUACAUUGAUGUCUGGUCCUCCAAAUACACGUGGGGAGGGCUCUCACCCCCCGAAGAAGGAACAUUCGCUGUAAUCACCAAAGGACAAACAAUCCUGCUGGAUACAAGCACGCCUGUACUAAAGAUGCUCCUCAUUCAAGGUGGGAUGUUGGUGUUUGAUGAAGCUGAUAUUGAACUUCAAGCCGAAAAUAUUCUGAUCACAGAUGGGGGAGUUCUUCAGAUCGGCACUGAAGCGGCCCCAUUCCAACACAAAGCCAUCAUCACGCUCCACGGACACCUGCGCUCACAGGAGCUGCCAGUAUAUGGCGCUAAAACGCUGGCAGUCAGAGAGGGAAUCCUGGACCUCCAUGGAAUUCCUGUUCCUGUUACUUGGACUCGGUUGGCACAGACAGCUCCUAGUGGCUCAGUCACAUUGACUUUGCAGCACAAUGUGACGUGGAAAGCAGGGGAUGAAAUUGUUAUAGCAUCAACUGGACACAGGCAUAGCCAAAUUGAAAAUGAGGUCAAGAAAAUCGCAUCUGUAUCUGCUGAUGGAAGGACACUGACCCUGACAGAGCCCUUGAAGUACAGACAUUUAGGGGUGUCGGUCACCCUGCCAGAUGGAACAGUUUUUGAAGGGAGAGCAGAAGUUGGUCUUCUCACCAGAAACAUUGUUGUCAGGGGUUCCAAUAACAUUGAAUGGAAUGACAAAAUAGAGGCCUGUGAAGAUGGAUUUGACACAGGCGAAUUCGCUACCCAGACGUGUUUCCAGGGAAGAUUUGGAGAAGAAGUAGGAAGUGAUCAAUUUGGUGGUUGCAUUAUGUUCCAUGCACCUAGGCCAAGUGAAAACUUGGCAAUUGGAAGGAUUGAGUAUGUUGAGGUAUUCCAUGCUGGACAGGCCUUCAGGCUUGGACGUUACCCAAUACACUGGCACCUGAUGGGAGACAUGAAGUUCAAGUCCUAUGUUAGAGGAUGUGGAAUUCACCAAACGUACAACAGGGCUGUCACCAUUCACAACACACACAACCUGCUGGUGGAAAAAAAUGUCAUCUACGACAUCAUGGGAGGCGCCUUCUUCAUUGAAGAUGGGAUCGAGACUGGCAACGUCCUCCAGUACAACCUCGCGGUCUUUGUCCGCCAGAGUACCAGUCUCCUGAAUGACGAUGUCACGCCAGCGGCAUUCUGGGCCCCAUUUCAUGUGUCUCCAGGGAAUCGUAACCACAAGGUGGUGCCCCGGAGUGGCCUCCUGGACCCGUUGCACUGUACAGAAAAAGCCGAGUGGAGUGUGGGAUAUCCCGGAGCCGUGUGUGAUGCCACAGUGAGCUUCCAUCGGCUCGCCCUCAACAACCCCAGCCCUUCCUCUCUUCUGGCAAAGAACAUAAUCCUGUCCAACUCCCACGGCAUCAGUGUGGUUCCUUACUUAGUGAAAAGACUGACCCACAGACCUGGCUGGAUGGCUUUGCUUCCUAACUCAGACACCUUCAAUUGGCGCUUUGAACAAGAGGAUCAUAUCACAGACAUUUCAUACAGUUCCAUGUUUUAUGGCUUCAAGGAAGCAGACUACGUAAUAAUUUCCCACAAUCUGACUCAGCAUCCAGAUAUGUUCCGUAUCAUUGAUAUAAGAAACGGAUCAUCACAGCCUCUGAAUUUCACCAACAAUAAAAAUGGAGACUGGUACUUCGAUGACAAUACAACAACUGUUUAUUACAUGGUGUCCGGGAAGAAAAACACAAGGAGAAAACGUUCAUUCAGUGUGGAUCCCACGGAGUCAGACAUUGAUGUGGAGUUUGCAGUGUACAGAUGCUUCUUUCGAAACUGCAAUCCAGGUCCUUCAGGUCCUUCAGGUCCUUCAGGUCCUUCAGGUCCUUCUGAACCAAACAGCCCAGGCCAGGCUGUGCUCCCAAGACCUGCUAAUGGUUAUGUCUUUUGGUCCAAUGAGUCCUUCUGGAAUUCUUCUGCAGAAAACAACUUUGCUGUACCAAAGGAAGGAGCAGAUGUGGUGAUUCCUGCUGGGAUAUGGAUGGUUCUAGAUAUUGACAUUCCAUCAUUUAACCGAAUCACUGUGUACGGAGUUCUGGAAUUGCCUGACAACAUAACUGCUCCAUCUGCACCUGCUGCAAAUACUACCUCCACGUUUAGGAAGAUCAUUCUAAAUGCAACUUAUAUAUCAAUUCAGGGUGGCAGGCUCAUUGCAGGGUGGAGUGAUCAACCUUUUAGAGGUGAACUGCAAAUAGUCUUGAGAGGGAAUCAUUUCACUCCUGACUGGCCUUUGCCAAAUGGCCCCAAUCAGGGAGCGAAGGUGUUGGGUGUCUUCGGCACACUGCAACUCCAUGGGCUGCCUCGGUCUGUGUACCACACAAAGCUGGCUGCCUCAGCAGGAGCAGGGUCUUUCAACAUAUUGCUAGAGGAGUCUGUGGACUGGCAGGUGGAUGAUGAUCUAGUAAUCACAACAACCAGUUAUGACACCUGGCAAACUGAAAUCAGAAAGAUUGCAAUGAUUUCAGCUGAUGGACGGAAUGUGACAUUAAACCAGUCUCUUUCAUAUACGCACAUUGCUGAGACAGUCAAUGUAUCAGAAACUGGCCAGCAGUAUAGACUUGCUGCAGACGUUGGCCUUCUCAGUCGGAACAUUAAGAUCAUUGGUCAAGACUACCCUGGGUGGUACCAGGAAUCUUUUGGAGCCAGAGUUCUGGUCGGUUCAUUCUCGAAUGGAGUGUAUGUGUAUAAAGGAAAUGCCCAAAUCAGGAACGUGGAGUUCUACCACACUGGACAGGAGGGCUAUCAAGACUCCUUUGACCCAAGAUACUCAGUGGCAUUCUUGGAUCUGGGACAGGUAUCAGCCAAUGAUUCCUAUGUUCAAGGCUGUUCAUUCCAUCAUGGCUUUUCCCCAGCUAUUGGUGUCUUCGGAACUGAUGGGAUGAAUAUAGAUGACAAUGUCAUUUAUUUCACAGUAGGAGAAGGUAUCCGAGUUUGGGGGAGUAAUAUCAAAGUCAGGAGGAAUCUGGUGACUGUGGCGGUGUGGCCUGGGAGCUAUCAAGACAGAGAGGAGACGCUGAAUUCUCUGUGGCAUGCUGCCAUUGAAGUUAAUGAAGGAAUGAAUAUCGUGCUUCAGGACAACAUUGUGGCUGGGUUUGAGAGAGUGGCAUAUCAUAUUAACGGAGAACCUUGUCCAGGAACAUUCAAUCCGGUUGAAAGCUGGCACGGCAAUGAGGCUCAUGGGGGACUGUAUGGGGUGUACAUGAACAAAGAUGGUCUUGCCAGCUGCUCUCUCAUUCAAGGCUUCACAGUCUGGAAGUGCUGGGACUAUGGCAUCUAUUUCCAGACGGUAAUGAGCAUCCAAAUCUCGGAUGUCACAUUAGUAGACAACGGAAUGGGAGUUCUCCCGAUCAUAUACACCCCCCCCUCAGUGUCACAUCAGUACUCUGACAAAACCGUUCAGAUCCAGAACUCUCUGAUAGUGGGAAGUAGCCCUAACUUCGAUUGCUCUGAGGUCCUUACCAGCAGCGAUGCCAAUGUGAAGCUCAGUAUGAGUCACAGGGCUCCAAGGCCUCUAACAGGUGGGAGAAGUGGAUUUUGUUGGCCAACUUUCGCCUCUGAUCACAAUAUGGCACCAGGAAAACCUCAUGCAGGACUGAUGAGCUACAAUGCUAUCAGUGGGCUCAUGACCGUGACCAAUACCACACUUGUGGGAUUUAAGAGUGUCUGCUCAAAAGAGAUGAAUGUGAUGUUCAUGACCAAUCCUGGAAAUGAAGACUUACAGCACCCAGUUCACGUGCAAGGAUUGAGAAUGGUCGACUACAUGGAGACUGCCAAGGUUUUCAUACAUAGACCUGACCUGAGCAAGGUCAAUCCUUCUGACUGUGUGGAUAUGGACUGUGAUGCAAAAAAGAAAGCUCUGCUCAAAGACCUGGAUGGCUCCUUCCUUGGGCAAGUGGGUGCUGUGGUUCCCCAGUCGGAGUACGAGUGGAAUGGAGACAAGCGUCGAGGUUUGGGAGAUUACAGGAUUCCCAAAAUAAUGCUCACUUUCCUGAAUGGCAGCCGGAUACCAGUUAGCCAAGUGGCACCCUAUAAAGGAAUAAUCAGGGACGCCAAUUGCACAUACAUGAGUGACUGGCAGAGCUACAAAUGCUUCGGUCUCAACUAUGAGAUGUUGGCAAUUGAAAGCCUUGAUGCCGACACAGAGACCAGACGCCUGUCGCCAGUGGCUGUACUGGGGGAUCGUUACAUUGAUCUCAUAAACGGCCCUCAGGAUCAUGGCUGGUGUGCAGGAUAUACAUGUCAGAAAAGAGUCUCUCUUUUCCACAGCAUUGUGGCCAGCAAUAAGUCAUUUGACAUCUAUUUCACCAGCACCACCCCUCAGAAUCUUCGCUUCAUGCUUCUCAAUGCUGACAGCACUAAAGCUGUUCGUGUGGCAGUGUUUUAUUCCAGUCCUCAACGUUUGGAUGUUUACGUGCAAAAUAACCUGGUGGCACCAACGAACGCAAAGUGGAAUGCUGACCACACGGACUACACCUUAGAAGAGCCUCUUUACCCAGGGCACUACAUCCCACAAAUGGAUUCAAUGGUCUAUGGAGACAACUUCUUUGAGAGCACCUACAAGAUGCUUAAUAUUUUAGUGAGAGGGUCCACUCCGGUGGAGAUCCGCACCUCUCCUCUUCUGUUCAUCUCCUUCCGGUUGCCUGCAAUGACCGUUGACGAGUUCUACGGGGACAAACUGGUGCAAAACCUGGCCCUGUUUCUCAAAGUCCCGCCAGGAAUGAUCCGAAUCACCAAGGUGGUGAGGGAAGACAGCAGGCGGCGCAAACGAGCCGCGGGACUAUCCGUCCAAGUGCAGAUCAGUCAGCCGCCAUCUCAAAAUCUAACCAACAGUUCCACCACACAGCAACAACAAUUUGACACGUUGAAAAACAUUGCCGAUAGUUUAGCCCAGGCAUCGAUCUCGGGAAACCUGAGCCAGUCUAUCCAGUUCAAUGUUUCGUCCAUUGGAGUCAUCCCUCCAGUACCUCCAUCUACAGACAGCUCCUGGAGCCAGGUUGCUACACAAGACGUUAGCAGAACAGAUCCUAGUGUGAGUUAUGUGUCGGCUGUCUCUGCUCUGGUUGUGGUGGUUCAUCCAAUAGCUGGAGGGAAUGGAGAGCUUCUGAGCCAACAACCUGCAGUCAUGGCCGUAGAUUCUAAUGGCAACUGUGUGUCUGUAGGAGUCACGUCUUUCACCCUUACUGCAGUACUCACAGCCUCUACUGGUGCAAGCAUUUCAGGACUGAAUGGGAACACCACUGUCCUCUUCAGCAGCUGCUGGGCUAACUACACCGACCUCUCCCUCAAUGCAACUGGCACAGACCUGAAGCUCACCUUCACUAUGAAUCAAGUGUCUGCGCAGUCAAGAUCCUUUGGCGUCAAAGCAGUCGCUGCUACUACGGCCACAUCAAACUCCACCCAGACCACCACACUGAACUCCAGCCCAUGUGUGAAAGCAAGCACUCUGUACUUGCUUGUAGUUAUCUGUUGUCUCAAACUACUGCUUUCUGGACUUGAAUCCUAGUCCUACAGUUAAUAUUCUGUGUGGAAGACAAAAGAUUCUCUUUUUCAAAAUAUAUAUAUUUAAAAAUAUAUAAAUAUAUAGUAUAUAUUAACUAUUUACUUCUACAAACAUCGAUAAUUUAAAUGUCACUGCAAAUUAAAUCUCAUAUUUACAUUAUAGAUGACUUCUUUAUGUUUAAAUGUGAUAUACAUAUUUUGACUCUGAAAAAUGAAUGUAGUAUUGGUACCUAAUCUUUUGCCUUUUGUCUUUUUAGAUAAGUUUGAUAUUGACUUUUUUUUUUUGCUUGAUUGAAAGUUUCUCUGCUCAAUAUAAUCAAAUAAAAAAUAAAGA